Cotesia congregata is the source of this 972-nucleotide messenger RNA. Lineage: Eukaryota; Metazoa; Arthropoda; Insecta; Hymenoptera; Braconidae. The record is from the annotation of a GenBank genome assembly.
AUGUUUGGCUUAUUUGUGGACUUUAAGAGGGCUUUUGACUCUGUCCCGCAUGUAUUGCUAUGGAACAAGCUCUUCAAAGCGGGAAUAAGUCCCAAGAUUUUUAGGAUUCUGAAAAUCCUUUACGAUCAAGCCAUAUGCCAAAUCAGAUCCGGUGGUAUGCUGUCUGAAAAAUUUGAAGUCACUGAAGGUGUCCUUCAGGGCGAGAUUCUUAGCCCACUACUUUUUAUUUUAUAUCUAUAUGACAUAGUCAAGUACUUCAGAGAGAAAAAGGCUAAAAGCAUUCAAAUCAACUCCAACUAUGACAUGAUCAUGCUACUGUACGCAGAUGACCUAGUAAUAUUGUCUGAUUCGAUCUUAAACCUGAGGAAAAAUGUUAACAUACUAGAGGAGUACUGUGGUACACACAAACUCAACAUCAACUUCAGUAAAACAAAAAUUGUACACUUCAAAAGAGGAGAUCCCAAUGAAAAAACUAAGAUCUACUGUGGAAACAACCUGAUCGAGUGGACAAACGAGUACGAGUACCUUGGUGUACCAAUAACAGGGUCUGCCCUAGGCCUAUCUGCGGCAAAUGCGGCCUGCAGAAAAGCCAGACUUGCAACAGGUGCUGCAUUGUCUUCACUCGCUGGAUUGAAAGCUAGAUCUUGGGAUGGUAUGCUUAAGAUAUACAAGAGUUGCGUGCAAAGCUCCCUUCUGUAUGCUGCUCCCGUUUGGGGUUUGCGUUACUUAGAAAAACUGAAGCAAACACAUCUCAUGUUCUUUAAACGCCUACUCGCACUUACUUAUGGGACUCCUAGUGCUGAACUGAGAAUUGAACUCAACCUUGCAAACAGCAAACUGGAGGUACUGAAACUCUCUCUAAACCUGGUCUACCAAGGACCUAAUGAGAAGAGUCAGUCAAGCUUGCGACGCCAGUCGGAAACGUGGCAUGAAUUCAAGACCUUCGGUGUUCUGGUGGAACGAUCACAUUAG